This is a messenger RNA of Anarrhichthys ocellatus (wolf-eel), 2556 nucleotides long. RefSeq names its product transcription factor 19 (SC1), like (gene tcf19l). Gene Ontology annotation, cellular component: nucleus. Lineage: Eukaryota; Metazoa; Chordata; Actinopteri; Perciformes; Anarhichadidae. Gene Ontology annotation, biological process: regulation of gene expression. Gene Ontology annotation, molecular function: protein binding. The record is from RefSeq and is a predicted model, not a curated record.
ACACACACACACACACACACACACACACACACACACACACAGAGGCUCAGAUGACAGCUGUUUAAACUGGAAAUAUUAAACGCCAGAACUCAAGGCUGUUGAGUUUUUUGGCAGGUUUUUUCGGGGUAGGGGGGUCUAAUGUUCCCUGCACCUUUCGAUUUAGCAGCGUGCUGUCGAAGUCACUGAAGCUCUUUUAUUCUCCAAAUCCACCUUCUAACAGCCUCCACUCCACAGGGGGGGAGGGUAGUGUGUUUGAGCUCAUAACAGAGUGCAGAUGCUCGUUUCCACCCUUCACCAGCUUAUACAGUGCUUAAUAUCCCCUCCUUAUGUAUUCAUGUAUUCGCAACGGGGCACAGCCAGUCACCGGCUCUCCAUAAUAAUGCAAACACCUGUUCGUCAGAGCUGCUCCACCUGCCUGUAACCUUCACUCUCUGAAUAUUGGACCUCGCAGCGUAGCUUUGUGUUCGCACUCUUUGGUCGAAUGUCUUCAGCUUAACUCCCGUCCCCAAGCAAAGACUCGUGACCCAGAAUGGAUGGCAGCCUCCUGUAAGUCAGGGCCUGGCACAGAGAGGUUGUGGCCUCAGGGCAGGGGCAGGCGGGGGCUCUGCGGCGGCAGACACUCGAACCCUCCGGUCAUGCCGUCGGGGGUGCAGCCGUGCUUCCAGUUGCUCCGGAUCGGCUCGUCAGCCGGGGACUCGGUGCGGGACCUGUACACGUUCAGGCCGGCGCUGAGCCACUCUGUGUUCCGGCUGGGCCACGCGGCGGAGCUGUGCGACGUCACGCUGGACUCCACGUCGGUGUCGCGGAUCCAUGCCGAGCUGCACGCCGAGAGGGAAGCGGGCGAGGGCACCGCGGCGCUGCAGGAGGAGGGCUGGAGGGUCCACAUCAAGGACAGGAGCAGUCAUGGCACCUGGGUCAACGAGGUCCGCCUCCAGCCCGGCGUCCAGUGGGAGCUCUCAGACGGCGACACGCUGACCUUCGGGGGCCAGUCGGCUCCCAGGAGCCCCGAGUUCUACUUCCUCUUCCAGAAGGUCAAAGUUCGCCCGCUGGACUUCGAUGCUAUCACAAUUCCGAAGGCGGGCACCUUUUCCUCCGACCUACAGAACCGCAUCAGAACCAACCUGGGCCGCAAGGUGGCCGCCAACCUGGACCUGUCCAAGAUGUCCAUCAACCGGGCCACCGUCAUCCUCAACUCCAUCGGCAGCCUGAGCAAGAUGAAGGGCAGCGCCUGGACCUUCAAGAGGAGCCUCAGCCUCGGGGGGGCCACCUCGGACCCCGGCUCCUCCUCCUCGCCUCCUCUGGCCGCGGGCUUGUCCUCCCUGCUGCCGCCCUCCACGCCUCCGCCGUUCUCCUCCGUGGCUUCGGCGCCCUCUGCCAAGUCCCUCCAGCCGACCUCCAGGAGCAGGAGGAAGUCGGCCCACACGGUGCUGCUCGAGGACGACAGCUCAGACGAGCCCAGGAGCCGAGGAGCUCCAGCAGGAGUCCUGGAGGACGGCCAGCGGUCCAGGGGGAAGAAGAGGCGGCGGCUCUACAAGUCUGAGUCGGAGACUUUCAGCUCUCCGCCUCCUCUGCCGCUGCAGCCCAAGAGCCGCGAGGAUGUCCGGCGGCCGCUGGAGGCCAAGCCCUUCCCCGUCGGCAUCAGGACCAUCGGCAGCUUCCACGGCGCCAUGACCAACAGCAGACUCAACCACCACCUCCAGGCGUCACUCGCCAGCGCCGCGGUCCACAAGCAGGAGGUGCAGGCGCUGCGCCGGGUCCAGACGGUGGUGCACAGCAACAUCGCGGCUUUCCGCCAGCAGAAAGCGACGCACUGCUCCCCAGCGGCGCAGAGGGGCCGGAGGAGGGCUCACAGCUCCCCGGUGUUCUCCCCUCUGGUGGUCGGAGGGGAGAACUACAGCCUGGCCUCGCCUUCGGUGAGGAUCCGCACGGAGGCGAGGGGCCGGGUGCAGUUCAGCAGGUUUCACCAUCCUACCAGUAAGCGUCGAGGCCGCCCCAGAAAACACCUGCCCCCCCCCCGGCCCUCCCUUCCCUCCCCGUCCUCCUCUUCCUCUUCCUCCACCUCCUCUGCCUCCUCCUCCUCGUCCUCCUCCUCUUCUUCCUCCUCAGAGGACGAGGAGGAGGAAGAGGCUGCGACGGGCGGGGCGGUGGAGCCGUGUGCGGCGCUGCGGUGCCGGCUGCCCCAGCAGGACAUGGUGCAGUGGAUCCAGUGCGACGUGUGUGACGCCUGGUUCCACAUAGACUGUCUGCACGUGGACCGCAAGAAGCUCCUGAGGGACCCCAACGCAGACUUCCACUGCGGAUGUCACUGAUAUGACGAUGAAAUGAGACGCUUGCCACAUUUCCCCCUUAAAUGUUUAUUUCCUUCAGCCGCACUCACCAGACCUUUCACCGAAGAAAGAAAAGGAGUUUCAUUCAAAUUUACAUUUUUUUGUUUUUCUCCAUCCUGAUCUUUCCAAGUUUGAGGAUUCGUGACCGAGCAGUGCCGCUCAGUUUCAUGACUAAAACACGCGGGGAAAUGUUUGUGAGCACCGAGCUGGUCGUUGACCAGCGUUCAGC